AUGGCAAAGGCAGCAGAGGCUGUCAAGGUGGUGGUGCGCUGCAGGCCGCUCAACAGCCAGGAGAAGCAGGAUGGACGGGAACGUGUCGUGGACAUGGAUGUGCGCGCCGGCCAGGUCACGCUGCGCAACUCCAAGGCGGAUGGCGGGGAGGCGCCCAAGAUGUUCACGUUUGACCAGGUAUACGAUUGGGACAGCAAUCAAAAGGAGAUAUUUGAAAUCACGGCGCGCCCCAUCAUCGACGCUGUCAUGGACGGCUACAACGGCACCAUAUUUGCUUACGGGCAGACCGGCACCGGCAAGUCCUUCACUAUGGAAGGCAAAGACGAGCCCCCUGAGCUGCGGGGCAUCAUCCCCGGCGCUUUCAACUACAUAUUCGAGACCAUCGCGCGGCAGAGCGGGUCCAAGGAGUUCCUCGUGCGUGCGUCCUACCUCGAGAUCUACAACGAGGAUAUCAGGGACCUGCUGUCAAAAAGCCCAGAGGCCAAGCUGGAGCUAAAAGAGAGCCCCGACAGGGGUGUGUACGUGAAGGACCUGAUGCAGUUUGUGGUCAAGGGCGUGCCAGAGAUCAGCAGCGUGCUGCAGGUUGGCAAGAAGAACCGAGUGGUGGGCGCCACCAUGAUGAACCAGGACAGCAGCAGGUCCCACUCCAUAUUCAGCAUCACCAUUGAGACCACAGAGCGCAUCGCGCCCGGCGCCCAGGCGGCCGCUGCGGCGGACGGCCACAUCCGGGUAGGAAAGCUGAAUCUCGUGGAUUUGGCGGGCAGCGAGCGCCAGUCAAAGACCGGAGCCACAGGCGACCGCCUGAAGGAGGGGAUCAAGAUCAACCUGUCCCUCACGGCCCUGGGCAACGUCAUCAGCGCCCUGGUGGACGGCAAGAGCAGCCACAUCCCCUACCGCGACUCCAAGCUGACGCGGCUGCUGCAGGACAGCCUGGGGGGCAACACCAAGACUGUGAUGGUCGCAAACGUGGGGCCGGCGGACUGGAACUACGACGAGACCCUCAGCACGCUGAGGUACGCCAACCGGGCUAAGAACAUCACCAACAAGCCGCGCAUCAACGAGGACCCCAAGGACGCCAUGCUCAGGCAGUUCCAGGACGAGAUUACACGACUCAAGGAGCAGCUGGCAGCGCGCCAGGCGGCCGGCGGGGGCGCAGGCGGUGGCGGGGGCGGUGGCGGGCAGCCACGCGUGGUGGAGCGUGUUGUGGAGGUUGUCGCUGACGAGGCUCUGAUGGAGAAGAUCCGUGGCGAGAUGAAGGCCGAGAUCGAGGCCAAAGUGCGGUCUGACAUCAGCGCGGAGGCGGCGGCUGCUGUGCGGGCGGAGGCGGAGGCCAACGCGCACAAGCAGCUGGAGGCCGCCAUGGCGGAGAGCGGCCGCAGCGAGGAGCAGCGGCGCGCGCUGCGCGAGGCGCUGAAGAGGCGCCUGGCGGACAUGGCGGCGCUGCAGGCGGCGGCGGAGGGGGAGCGGAGGGAGCAGGCGGAGCUGCUGGCCAAGAUCAAAGCCAUGGAGGGCAAGGUGCUGCAUGGCGGGGUCAACCUGCUGGACAAGGUGGACGAGCUCAAGGCGCGCAGCGUGGCCACAAAGCAGGAGAUGGAGGUCCGGCGGCGCCAGCAGGAGGAGCAGCAGCGGCGGCUGCAGCAGCUGCAGCUGCACCAGCUCGACCUCAACCAGGCCUACACCAGCCUCGAGGACGAGGUGGCCCAGAAGUCGCGGCAGCUGCGGGCGCUGUAUGCAGAAUAUCAGGAGAAAAAGGGGGAGGCCGCGGGCCUGUCGUCGCAGUUCCAGUCUGAGCGGGAGGCUCUACUGGAUGACUACCGUUCGCUGACUCGGCAGGUCAAGCUGAAGAACCUGGUGAUCGCCUGCUUCAUCCCACCGGCAUACCAAGAGGUCAUCAUGGACCACUGCCACUGGGAUGAGUACGACGAGGCGUGGAGGAUUGACCACGCAGAGUACGCAGGCAAUGUGCAGCGCGCGCAGCAGGAGCAGCAGCUGCAGAAGCAGCGGGCGCAGCAGGCGGCGGAGGCGGACCUGUACACGCUGGACUGCCGCCGCAUGGAGGGGCUGUAUUACUCAUACGCUUCGAUGGGUGAUGACCUGGCUGGGUCACCCAGCACCGGCGGCGGCGGCGGCAGCCCGCGGCGCACGACGGCGCAGCGGCCCGGCACGGCGGGGCGGCGGGGUGCGGGGGCUCUGAACGCUGCGCUGGCGGCGGCUGCGGCGGUCAUGGGGGACGCCGUUGCGGCGGGCGGGCAGGGCGGCUUGCCAAAUGGCGGCAAGCGGCCUGGAUCGGCACGGGGUGGUGGCGGCGACAGAGGCGUCGCAGCCAAAGCUGCCCCGUCAGCGAGUGCAGCUGCCGCGUCAGGCGGCGCAGGAGGGCGGCCCGGGACGGUGUUGGCCGGCCUUGCGGGCCCAACGGGGGCGCAGCUGCAGCAGCAGGGCCAGCAACAGCUGCUACAGCAGAAGCAGCAACAGCAGCAGCAGCAGCAGCAGCUCUUCCCAAGUGCAAGGGGGCUGGUCAAAGCCUCAGUGGAUGGCAUGACGCGCCCUGCCUCCGCCCGGGCCCGCCGCGACUGA
This is a messenger RNA of Monoraphidium neglectum, 2574 nucleotides long. Its product is annotated as kinesin family member 3B. The coding region runs from base 1 to 2574 and encodes 857 amino acids. The transcript is spliced from 23 exons. The record is from RefSeq and is a predicted model, not a curated record. Gene Ontology annotation, molecular function: microtubule binding; ATP binding; microtubule motor activity. NCBI's taxonomy places the organism in Eukaryota, Viridiplantae, Chlorophyta, Chlorophyceae, Sphaeropleales, Selenastraceae. Gene Ontology annotation, biological process: microtubule-based movement.